AGCCUCAAACCUCAUCAACCUCUAUUAACAUUGAAAGUUCAAUGGUUUUGGUCAGUUCCAAGGCCAGUACCACUAUCAAUUGACGACAACCAUACGACACCAUGUUUUCGCGAUUGGCUAUUCGAAAAUCUCUACAGCUCCCUCAGCGAGCCUGUGUAGCACAACGUACUUUUGCGGCCUCCGCGCAAGUCUUGGACACUACCAAACCCAUCGCAGUCAAAGCCGAGACUACCCCGGAAACGAAGAGCGAGGCAGAGUCCCUAGGCAUCAAAGAAAAUGAAGAGAGAGGACUAAAACAAGCACCAAAUCGAAAGGAGAUCUGGUCAAGGAGUCAAAGACCGAGGGCGACGGCUAUGACAGGUCCACGAUUCGAGCAGACCGAUUUCGACCUUCAACCACAAUCUAGAGCAGCUAUCGAGCUCAUCCACCAACAACCCGUCCGAUGGACUCAUGAUCGAGUAGUGGCAUGCGAUGGUGGUGGUGGUCCUGCGGGACAUCCUAGAAUCUUCAUCAACACAGACAAGCCUGAGAUUGCUACUUGUGGAUAUUGUGGUCUCCCAUUUGCAAACGAACAUCACCGAGAACACCUGGAAUCACUACCACGGCCUUCUUAUCCGUUGGCAUGAACACAAUCGCCAGCCUAAUGGACUUUAGUUCACUAGUCUCUUUGAUUGCCUAGCAUAGAUGUUGAACUAAUUCAACUGUGUACAUACAUACAACUUAUAUUACGUUUGGCCAGUCAGAGAGACCUACUAGCUUGCACAAGUUAGACGUAGCCUUAUGAAGGUCAAAUAAAAGCACGUAGUGUGCUUUGAAUUACUUGCGGUAUACCUAGUGCCGUCUCCCCCGUAUCCUUUGUAAAUUCAUAAAUAAACGUUGAUGUUAUAUAUAGUAUGUACCUAGUUACAUAUCUAUCUAGAAAACAUAUCCAGGCACUAUAUUCA
This is a messenger RNA of Hypoxylon fragiforme, 944 nucleotides long. Its product is annotated as zinc-finger domain-containing protein. Lineage: Eukaryota; Fungi; Ascomycota; Sordariomycetes; Xylariales; Hypoxylaceae. The transcript is spliced from 3 exons. The coding region runs from base 102 to 626 and encodes 174 amino acids. Gene Ontology annotation, biological process: mitochondrial electron transport, NADH to ubiquinone. The record is from RefSeq and is a predicted model, not a curated record.